This is a messenger RNA of Malassezia sympodialis ATCC 42132, 675 nucleotides long. RefSeq names its product 5-formyltetrahydrofolate cyclo-ligase (gene FAU1). Gene Ontology annotation, biological process: folic acid-containing compound biosynthetic process; tetrahydrofolate interconversion. Gene Ontology annotation, molecular function: 5-formyltetrahydrofolate cyclo-ligase activity. Gene Ontology annotation, cellular component: mitochondrion. The record is from RefSeq and is a predicted model, not a curated record. Lineage: Eukaryota; Fungi; Basidiomycota; Malasseziomycetes; Malasseziales; Malasseziaceae.
AUGGCGGCCGUGCGAAGCGCCAAGGCGACGCUGCGGCGCGACGUGCGGCAGGCGCUUACGGCGCUUCCGCGCGCCGAGGUUGAUGCACAGUCGAGUGCUGUGACGGAGCGCGUGCUAUCGCACCCCCACUUUCAGCGCGCACACGCCGUGAGCAUCUACCUCAGUGCGCCGGCCGCGGAGGUCGACACGUGGGCGCUGUGUCGUGCUGCGCUGCACAGCGGCAAGUGUCUCUACGUGCCGCGCUUUAGCACACUGGCUGCCGGCGCGGACGUGCGCGAGGCGCAUUCGUUCACCGAUAUGCUCAUGCUGCGCGUGUACGACACGCACGAGCUCGAGCAGACGCUCACUGUGAACAAGUGGGGCAUUGCAGAGCCUGCGCUCGUGCGCGCGGACGGCAUGCCGCGCGAAAAUGCGCUUGAUGCGCCGGGGGGCCUCGACCUGAUUGUGCUCCCCGGCCUCGCGUUCGACCGGCAGGGCUCGCGCCUGGGCCAGGGGAAAGGGUACUAUGAUCGGUACCUGGCGCGGUGCACGCAGCACGCACAGGCGCGGGGGCGCGCGCCGCCAUAUACCAUGGCGCUGGCGCUGCGGGAGCAGCUGCUCGACGCAGUGCCGCGCGACGCGCACGACCAGCCCGUGCACACCCUUGUCACGCCGGACACGGUGUACACCUUCUGA